GUUGCCAUUUUGUCAAGCAUCUUAACAUCUCGAGUUUUUUCAUGAAACUUUUUUGACAAUAUGUUAUUGUUAAAUUUCUAUAUCUAAUUUUUCUUUUUAAUUACACAAAGAUACAUAUGUAACUGACAAUAUUUCUAUAGUUUUCUCUCAAGUGAAUCCACUGUAACUAGUAACUUGAUGAAAUGCCAAUUACUCCAACACCAUUAGUUGGUACUUCAGUAAGCCCCAUGGCUAAUUCCAGUAGUAUGCAACCACUUACUCACAGUCCCGUUAAUAUAACUCCAAUAUCGAUGGAAAUGCUUAAUAGUGCAACAUCAGGUGCCAUUGUGUCUCUGCCUUCAAGCUUUUGUUUUCCAAGCAACCAGAUGGGAGUAGCUUCAAAUGCUGCAAACUCAGGGGCUCAGUUAAAUGCUAUGUCUCUGGGUUCUAUGUUUAGUGUAAAUCCAGCAGGAAUGUCUCCUCAGUUUGUUCAGCCCCUUACAGUAUCACAACAGCAAGCUUUAACCCUGUCUUUGAGCCAGCAGCAACAUCAAGGACAAAACUUACCAGUUUCCCACUCCAUCACAAUAGGACAAGUUCCACAGAACAUGGGCAUUGUCUCACAGCCUUUGCCUUUGGGACAAGUGGUGUGUUCUUCAGUAGCAUCACCAAAUUUAAGUUUUAUGACACCAACUGUAUUUACCAUGUCAAACCCUACUGGGCAAAAUCAGUAUUUGUCAAAUCCAUAUAGUCCAUUUCCCAUAAUGCUUGGAAACCAGCAAAAUAUAUUUACCAGUAUAAACACUGCUGCAACAUUACCUUCUCAAAGUGUUGAGGCCUCAUCAGUUUCUCAAGUUUCUGGACCUAGCCCAUUGCCACAUAUACCUCAUUCUUUACAAAUGCCAAGCAAUCUGACUAAUUCCAUGUCUCAUAUAACAAAUCAUCAAGUAUCAUUAAGUCAGCUGUCCAGUAACUCCAUAUCUCUAAGUCAGAUUCCAAACACUCCAGUAUCUCUAGACUCACAGCCAGUUUCUGUAUUUUCUUUCCCGUCACCGGCUAUGAGCAUUAAUUUGCCUGCAAAGUCAGUUGAGAUUAAUAGUCAGCCAUCCCCAGACACAACUAAUUCUCAUUCCACUGAUGCAGUAAUUGUUAACAAUAGUGUAGAGUUGCUAUCAAAACCCGACAUUUCUAAUGUUGUGAGCAGCAGUACAUCAUCCUCAUUUUAUCCUGCCUCAAGUCCUUCGCCUGUUUCUGAAUCUAAAGACAUACAGACAACAAUAAAAAAAGAAUCAAGUCCAGUAAUUUUGUUUGAUGUCAAACCACUGGUUGGCUGUGCACGCAUGAAAUAUACACCUAUAGAGAAAGACAAUUCCAGAAUAACAGAUGUUAGAAAAAAUCUUGUCAAUAUGAGAGAAGAGGAUAGCUAUUUAGAGAAUACAGAAGCAGAAAAUAUUGGAUCAGAACUUACGCCAGACAGAGUUACACCAGAAAUUAACUUUAAAUCACUAGGGAUAAAGAUUGAAAUAUGUGAUGAACUUGGUCAAGAUGAUGGAAACAAACAUUCCCUGUCACCUAUAGAAAGUCUUGAACUUGUGAAAAAAAAUGAAAAUCACAGUGAGUCAAACACAAAAGCAGACGCCAUGGGUGAUUUAGCUGAUGUGGAGGAUUUGGAAGAUGUUGAAUUUGUCUGGGAAGAUUAUCUGAAAGAGACUGGCGCAUCAGCUGUGCCACCAACUGCUUUUAAGCAUGUUGAAGUAAGUCUCCAAAGUGGUUUUUCAAAAGGAAUGAAGCUAGAGGCUCCAAACAAGCAUAAUCCAAAUACUUAUUGGAUUGCCACUGUCGUUAUGACUUGCGGUCCCCUACUCAGACUAAGAUACGAAGGCUACAAAGACAAUAGCUCAGCUGAUUUCUGGAGUGAUCCUAUGACAUCAGACAUACAUCCAAUAGGAUGGUGUGAGGUGAACAAUAAAACUUUGCAGCCACCAGAAGCACUUCAAGAAAAGAUCCCAGACUGGCAUGAGUUUCUGAAUGUUUGCUUAAAAGAUGCAAUUACUGCUCCGUCAUAUCUUCUGGACAAGUCCACGGGUGCAACACCAGUAGAUCAAAUUAAAGAAGGCAUGAGGCUGGAAAUUCAAAACAAGACUAGACCUGACAAGGUUUGGCUAGUUAAAAUAGUUGAAAACAUCGGAGGGCGACUUUACCUACGUUAUGAAGGUUUGGAAACAGCCACUCAUGACUUUUGGCUUUUCUAUCUAGAUGAGAAGUUACACCCUAUAGGAUGGUGUAAUCUUUCUGGAUAUGAGUACCAUCCACCUGAAGUGGUCAUAGAAAAAUCUGGGAAAUCUGAAAAAGAACUUUCAGAAGUUCUUCAAGCUGCUCUGGAUGAUGCAACUAGUCAAAAAUUACCUGCUGAUAUAUUUAAAGAUCAACCUACAAUAGAAACUCACAAUUUUGAGAUUGGCAUGAAACUUGAAGCAGUAGAUCCUACUAAUGGAAACAGUAUAUGUCCAUCCACAGUAAUUGAUGUAAUAGAUAAGAAGUAUUUUAUUGUUGAAAUAGAUGAUCUUAGGAAAUCAAACAACUUGAGGAAAGUUCAAUUUUCAUGCCACCGCAAUACACCUACAAUCUUUCCUAUCAACUGGGCAGUCAGUAAAGGGAUCAAAUUAGCCAUGCCACAAGGGUGGGAUCAACCUGACUUUAAGUGGUCUGAUUAUCUUGUUGCAUGCAAGGCAGUUCCUGCUCCUGGAAAUCUUUUUAAUAUGGAUUUGCCUGAACAUGAGUUUGAGUGUGGAAUGAAACUAGAGGCUGUGAAACCAAGUCAACCUUCUCAAAUAUAUGCUGCCACUAUAACUAAGAUAGUUGAACAUCUUAUGUGGAUUCAUAUAGAUAGCAGCAAGAGAAUGAUGGAUAGUCAUGUUGAGAGUGUUAAUUCUUUUAACCUGUUUCCCAUUGGUUGGUGUGUGAGUAAUGGUUACCAACUAAAACCUCCAGGAAGAAUUUUAGGUUCCUCACCUUCAAAAAGACGCAUAGCUAUUGUUCAGCCAGAACUGGCAGAUAAUCAAAAAACAGACUAUCAAGUACAUAGCAGUACUGGAAGAGAACUCUUUGGUGGUCCACAAAUUUAUUUUAAUCACAGGUGCUUUUCUGGGCCUUAUCUGAGCAAAGGUCGCAUUGCAGAACUUCCUAGAUGUGUUGGGCCAGGACCAGUAACGCUAGUCAUGAAAGAAGUUUUGAGUAUGUUGAUUAAUACUGCAUAUAAAUCUUGUAGAGUCUUGCGUGAACUACAACUGGAUGGGAGGCCAAACCCCAACUUAACGCAGCAGCUAUUAAAAGCUAAAUACAAAGGAAAAAGCUACAGAGCCAUUGUAGAAAUUUGCAGAACAGCUAGUCAAUUAGAAGAUUUUUGCCGGCACAUUUGUAUGAAAUUGGAAUGUUGUCCAAACUUAAUCAGCCCUCAUUUUGUCAAUGGAAGAUGCCCUGAGAACUGCGCACAGCUGACAAAGACAAAAUAUACUUACUACUAUGGAAAAAGAAAGAAAAAGAUUGGACGGCCCCCAGGGGGUCACAGCAACUUGGAAAAUGGGCCAAAGAAAACAGGAAAAAAUAAAAAGAGGAAAAACUUUGGGCUGAUCGGCAGUAAACGCUCAACCCAACCAUCAGUUCAUGAUCAUGGAGAAAAUGAUGAUGAUAAGGCAAGUGUAUGUAGUGACACAAAGACUGUGGACAGCACAAGUACAACUGGCUCUAAAGAGAGAGCAGAGAGUAAAUCUUCUAAGAAUAAUCUUAAAAGACGCUACACCCAUCACAUACCACCACCUUCUGAAAUAAGAACUAGAGGGGCUAAACUUCCAAAAUACAGUUUUGAAAAACGAACCCAUAAAAAAAUAAUGAUUGUUGAAGGAUCACAGCAGAGUGUUAAGACAAGAAAAGAGACAAUUAAGACAUCAAGAAUGUUACGAGAAUCACAGCAAUCAAGUGAAAGUAGUUUUUCUUCUAUAAGACCUGAAAUGCCAGUUACUUUGAAGUCUGAACCUCCACUCAAGCUAGAUAAAAACCCUUUAGAGUGGACAGUUUCUGAAGUUGGGGACUUUUUACAAACAACUGACUGUGCUGAUAGAGAAUUAGUUGCUCGUCUGAAAACUGAGGAAAUUGAUGGUCAAGCCCUGCUGUUGUUGACUUUACCAAAUGUUCAAGAAUACAUGGGGAUAAAACUUGGACCAGCAAUUAAGUUGUGCCAUUUAAUUGAGAGAAUCAAAAUAGCAUUUUAUGAAUCAUUUGCUAAAUAAUUGAGGAUAAUUUUGUUCAUUAACUUGUAUACAAUUCUGUUGUAAACAGAAUUCAAGUUUCUUAUUCUGUGCAAUGUUUUCAUUUUCACUUAUUACUAUUAGAUGUAGUAAUAAUAAAAGAUAAUAUUGUCAACAUCUAGGUUUAUCAUUUGAGACUGAACACAUUUAUAAUAGUCAUUAUAGGACGACAAGGUCGGGUGAUAGAGCGCUUGAAUACGAACCGGAAAGUCUUGGUUUCAGAACCUAGUCUGGACUUGAGUAUGAAGGUUCUCCUUUAGUCCAUCCAGCUGAUGGCUAUAUGACUCACGUUAGUGAAUGUAAAGGUGGCUGGACAUAGUGCUGAUCACACCAUUCCUUCAUACGCGAGGUCAAGAAACAUGUUUACUUCAUCUGCCCUAUGGAUUGUUAGGUCUGAAAGGGGAAAUUUACAUUUUUAUAAAUGUCAAUAUUUUUAUAUUUUUUCGUGAACAUUUUUGUAAAUCAAUUCUUUUUUAAGUUUUGAAGAAGCACAUAUUCUUUCCUUAUCUUCUUACAAAAAUUAUUCACAUUUUGAUUUAAGAUUAUUUGGCAUUUUGUGUCUUUCAUUGUAUGUGCUACAAAUUGAGAGAUUACAAUACUACUUUUAUGGAAUAUUCAUUUAUUUAAAUAUUAUAUUUUAAGCUUAAGUGUGCAUGGUCUGUGAUCAAUAGUUGUAUUUGACUACAUCAAGGAAAGUAUGUGAAUUUUGUCCCGGUACAGUUGUCAAAUUUUCUUCCUUUAACUCUCUGUUGUAAUUUGCGAUUGACUAUUGUAAACUGAUCAUUUAAUGUUUUUGUGAUUUUAAAUGUUCAAACACAACUUUCAACUAGAGAUAAGUUACUGUGGUUCAUAUAUUUAACAGUAUAGCUGUAUACAUUUACUUUUUUCUUAAUUGCCCAGUUCUCUAAGAAGUAAGACCUUUUAAUUAGCAAAUAUACAAAUAAAACAUGCACAAAUGUGGAAGAGCUACAAAAAUGCGUUUUACCAUACCAAAUUUAAGCUGAAUAAAAAAUCUGAGACAAGUAAAAAGACAAUGUUUAAAAUUUCAAUUGACCCACUAUGAUUCUUAGCAGGGUUUUUAAUGUUUCUUUACCUGACCUUAAUUUGAGUUGGAUUAACCCUGUCAAUGUCAUGAAAUGUGGAAUGGGUUGAAAAUUCACCAUAGAAGAUUAACCCUGUCAAUGUCAUGAAAUGUGGAAUGGGUUGAAAAUUCACCAUACAGCUUAAAGAAAUGUUUUGUCAAAGUAGCAAAAAUGAAAUUUAGACCCUAUUUUGUGUGCAAUGCUAAUAUAUUGAAAGUUUCUAUUGUAAAUCUGUGUUGUAUGGUAAUGAGAUCAUAUGUAUAUAUGUAAUCAGUAUGUGGUAAUUUUAAGUGCAAUAUUUGUUGUUUUUCUUGUAAUGUUAGAUCUGUGUGCUUAGAUUUAUAUAAUUUUGAAUUGUCAUACCAAGAUAUAAUAAGAUGUUAAGAAUUUACAUAGAAAAUCAUUCAAAUUUUUUUUUCAAACCUUAAAGUAUUGAAAUCGCUUAUCAGAAAGAACUUCAAUAAAAUAAAUAAUGACUUAACUAACAAAAUAUUAACCUUUUGAUCAUUGACUAUCAUACACAAAAAUAAUUAUUUCCACUCAUUUUUUAUUUCCUUACAUUUUAUGUGAAGGCAUAAUAGAACAGGUAAAUAGGGGAACAGCUGCAGCUGUUUAUUUUACUAAUACUCAGCUCUUACAUUUUAAAAUUUGCUAUAUUAAUAUGGGGCACAUGAAUGUUUUAACUAUUGGUUACAUUUCAUACAGGGCUUUUAAGCUUUUACUUUAUUGACUGAAAAAUAAUUUUUAAGAAUACUUUAAAGAACUUCAAUCAAUUUACUGAUACAAUAAUUACAAGUGAUAUCAAUUUAUAAAUAACUCAAUGUACAUGCAUCUCAAAAAGUCAUAUCACUUUGUAUUGAUUUAGUCCAGUGUUGAAUAAGUAUCAGUAUUAUUGGGUGCUCAAAAAUAUCUGAUUUGUUGUGAUCAUUGUUUUUAUGUACAGCGUUUGUAAAAUGUACCUAAUUUAUUAUACAAGAUAUGGCAAUAGAUCUGUUUUGCACUAUGUAUAUAACCAUGAUACCAAUAGUUAUUAAAAGAGUUAUUCCAUUUUUUAAAAAUUUUGUGAUAGUAAACAAAAUCUUAUUUCCAUUUUAAAUGUGCAUUUAAUUUUAAACAAUAUUCCAUUAAAUCUAACAUUGAAAGAAAUUUGAAUGUGCACAUAUUUAUCUUCAUCACAGAGUAUGCAGAGAUUUUGUUUGCAUAUCCUGAGUUUCAUCUUUUCACUUAGUAUGCACAGACCAGAAUUGUUAUCUUCAGAAAUUGCAGCUUGCAUUCCAGCAUUAAAAUUGCUAACUAUAUAUUUUUUAAAAUUAGGCAAAAAGGUCAAUUGUUCCAUAAUUUGGAAUCAAAUAAAUUGACAUUGAUUUGUGUUAAAAUAUGCGUGAGGUUAACCUAGCAUCAACCAUGCUAUAGUGCAACAUAUUUGUAAUUAACAAAAUAUCCUGCUGAAACCAUUGAAACAGUUACAAACUGUUUAUGAAGGAAAUCAAAACAUGAACUAAAUAUAAUUUUAUAAAGUGUAUUAAGUUAUGAAAUUCUAGGUUACACAUAGGAUAAGUCUCAGUAAAAUCAUUCCAGUUUUAGUGAGUUUAAAAACUGCAUGUAAAUAUUUUUUGUUUUUCACUUCAAGUCUGGCUGUGCUUGAUGUAGACAUUUUUAUUUUACUACCAAAAAUAUUUGGCAUUUGAGUACCAAAAUGUUGAUCUGGUUAAUUUUUCACACAUUUAACAAAAAAAUUACAACUGGGAAUAUUUUAACGAGUGCUAUUUUUUUCAUGUUUCUAUAUUAUGUGCUAUUGUUUAGAAAAUAUGUAUAAAAAUAUAUUUAAGAAUUAUAAAUGUGCUUCAUUCACAUACAUUACUGCAUUUGAAAUUUGGCAUUUCAAUAAACAUUUUGUUUAAAUA
Physella acuta is the source of this 7269-nucleotide messenger RNA. Its product is annotated as scm-like with four MBT domains protein 1. The record is from RefSeq and is a predicted model, not a curated record. Gene Ontology annotation, molecular function: histone binding; chromatin binding. Gene Ontology annotation, biological process: negative regulation of DNA-templated transcription. Gene Ontology annotation, cellular component: nucleus. NCBI's taxonomy places the organism in Eukaryota, Metazoa, Mollusca, Gastropoda, Physidae.